GCCUUUAUGAAAAAUGCUCACACACAGACUUCCCACACGCCCAUUGCCUCUAUUUCUUUAUAUUUUCCCGAAACGUCUCUCAUCUUCUCAUCAUCUUCUUCUAUUUCUCUUUCUUUUUCUCUUGUCUUCAGAUAGAUCUGUUAUCAUAUUUUUGACUUUUAUUUUCUCUCUCUCUACUCUCUGUCUCUCUUGCUCGACUCUCUCUCACUACUCUAUGCCUCUCUCACACACUCGGCUCUCUCUCUCUCUCUCUUAAUGGCAGAUUCAUGGCAGAUCUGGUUGAUUUAGAUGCUGAGCUAGUGUGUUCUCCUCCAUGGCAGAGAUUCUAGGAACUUUUAGAAAAUUUUAAGGACAAAUUGGCAUCUCAGAACCCAUCAUUCGAAUGAUGUUGUUUUGUAGGUUAUCAUACUCUUUAACUGCUUGAAAGUACACUAUCCUUACCCACUUGUUAGUUGAUAAAGGAAUUAUGAAGAUUGAUAUAUAUGAUGAAAGUGAUGGAAGCACGCCAAGGCCAAAGGAAAAUGGUUGUUCUCUUAAGCCAGUUUCACCUGACGAGUCUGGUGAAGGUUUGCCUUAUGCUCCUGUGAAUUGGCCUAAUCCUGGUGAUACUUGGCGCUGGAAGGUGGGAAAGAGAGUUUCUGGAGCUGGGCACUAUCUGGAUAGGUACCUCUAUCUUCCAAAGAGCCUUCGCAACGCUGGUCUAACAACACGUAAGAAAUAUGGUUUUGCGAGCAAGCUUGCUGUUGAACGGUAUAUCCAAACAGCAUUUCCUGGUGCAAACAUCAAUGAAUUUUUUGCAUCAUUCUCCUGGAGGAUCCCAGCACAAAAGUCGUCGUUGGCAAAUGGUACUGCAAGGCUGAAGCAUGUGCCAUGUAUUCCGCCUUCUGAGGAAUCUGAUUCGCAGUCUGACACUGUAUGCUGUAAGGCCGGAAAUAAGAUGUGCAACAGUUUGUUGGAACAAUCAGAAAACCCACCUUUGGCAGUCAUGGAGUGUGAUAUUUGCUGCACUGAACCUAAGUUCUGUCGUGAUUGCUGUUGUAUUCUUUGUUGCAAGACUAUAAAUUCAUCAUAUGGAGGCUAUGAUUACAUUAGAUGUGAAGCAAUGAUGGAUGAGAGUUGUAUAUGUGGGCACGCUGCCCACAUUGAUUGUGCUCUGAGAUGUUACAUGGCUGGCACUGUGGGAGGAAGCAUUGGGUUGGAUUCUGAAUACUAUUGCAGACGCUGUGAUGCAAGGACAGAUCUGGUUUCACAUGUCACGAGGAUUUUACAUACAUGUGAAUCGCUUGAUUCUCGGGAUGACAUUGAGAAGAUUUUAAAUCUCGGUGUCUGCAUUUUGCGUGGUUCACAAAAAACCAGUGCAAACGAGGUGCUGAAACGUAUUGAAGUGGCCAUUGCAAAGCUCAAAUGUGGGACUUGUCUUGAAGAUAUUUGGAAAGAGGAAGACAAUAUUUCAGCUAUUUCUAUGGAUGUCUCUCAUCAUGGAAAUACUGCCCUGGAAGUUACAACAUGCCAAGAGCCCAUAGGUGUCAGAACAAGCUCGGAAGUAAUGUCUACAUCUUUUCAUUAUCGAACUGAGUCUCAAAAACUUGAGGUAGAGAUUGAUCAGGUUCUGCAGGCACUAAGAAAGUCACAGGAGUCUGAAUUUAGAAUGGCGGAGGAUAGCCUUCAUGCACAAAAGAACUAUCUUUGUAAUCUGUAUCAGCAACUUGAGAAGGAGAAGUCUGAUUUGGUACGGUGCACGUCACCUGACCCAGAUGCUUUACUGAGUACCGUAUUGAGCAGAGUGAAGCAGAUUAAAGGGGAAGUAAAAAAGCUCAAGGAUAUGGAAGAAGUGGCCAAUGGGUUUGGAAAGACUUCUAGAGCUAUCCUGAAGGAACACUUCAGUUUAGAAAUUGAGGAAUGAAGCAAACCCUUACUGGAUCAUGAUGGUUUAUUUUCAUCAUUUGUUCAUUAAAUUUUGGUCUUGAACUGGCUUCUUCAUGGUUUGAACUGAAUAGCCAUAUAAUUUUCUUGCGAUUGUGCUGUCACAGUUGUGUGAGGUUCAUAUAUGAGGACGCAGUUGUGUGAGGUUCAUAUAUGAGGAUCUGUAUCAGAAUGAGCCGGUCCUGGCAGAACAAAGGGAUGAAGACCCCGUUGAAGAACCAGAAAUCCUUAGUGGCUUAUUAAACAAAGUGAAUGAGAUAAGAUGUAAAGGUUGUGGCUCUGUCCUGAGUGAUCGAGAGAGAAUGACAGUGGAUGCUUAAGGAACCCUCCAUGCUGAGGUUUGUAUCCUAUCAGCUCUCAAAGAAUCUGUAUCUUCUUGCAGUGAACUGAUCAUUGUGUUUUUCGAUGAAAUGGCACAUGAGAAGUCAUUGCAAAUGCUACUAUGUUUAAAGCAUCAGGCAACUGUGUUCUAGCACUCAGCUUCCCAAUUUCCCUGAUUGGCAACUGUGUUUUUCUUUUUAUGUUUUUGUCAAGAUGGUUUGCCUGCCCGGGAAGUUGGAAAUUUUGGCCAUUAGAAAACAUUUUGGAUCGGAACUGCUUCUUUUUGUUAGUUCGU
Prunus avium (sweet cherry) is the source of this 2539-nucleotide messenger RNA. Its product is annotated as CDPK adapter, putative (DUF1423). The record is from RefSeq and is a predicted model, not a curated record. NCBI's taxonomy places the organism in Eukaryota, Viridiplantae, Streptophyta, Magnoliopsida, Rosales, Rosaceae.